AUCAUAAUGACUCUUGCGUUAUCGGUCAGAGUGAUAAUAUAACAUCAGCAUGUCAUCUCCAUCUCACAGUGAGGAGUGGUGCAUGACUCCACCGUCCAGCCCUGAUCAGGAGCCGCUGCAGAGGUCACAGGUCAAACCACAGGCCAUCAGUGUGAUCCGCCACACUUCAGACGUCCCAGAUCUCCCGUCAGCCCCUGCUGUAGCACCGGCACACACACUGAUUCUAGCGUCCGCGAGUGUGUGUCCGCCGUCUGUGCUGUUUGUGGACUCAGUGCUGCUGAUCGUGUCUCCUAAACACACAGCUUCAUACGGUCUGAGAUUCAUCGCUCCAGCUCCAGGACAGACGUCGUCCCCACACACCACUGCGUCUGCAGGCGUCCCGUCACGGCCUCGAGAUCACAUCUGCACACACCCCGACUGCGGGAAAACAUACUUCAAGAGCUCGCAUCUCAAAGCACACCUGAGGACACACACAGGUGAGAAGCCGUUCAGGUGCUGCUGGGACGGCUGUGUGAGGCGUUUCUGCAGAUCUGAUGAACUGUCCCGUCACCGGCGCACACACACAGGAGAAAAGCGCUUCUGCUGUCCCGUCUGCCAUGCUCGAUUUGUGCGCAGCGACCACCUGAGCAAACACACACGUCGUCAUCUAACAUUCAGGAGAAACACAGCGGCAUCACAGAGAGAAAUGAACAUCAGCCUGCAGCCUCUCGCACCCAAGACUGACAUCUGCUGAAACAAGGACAUCACUACUGCCUUUAUUGAUUGACAUACACAUUUACCUUCAUACAGUGCAGGGUUCAACCCAAAGGAUUUUUUAUACGGGUCCGAUCGGGCCAUUGGUUGAGAUUUUUACUUGGCCUGCCAAAAUUUUCACUGGCCCCACCAAAAAAACUAAAAAGUUAAUAGCUAUAUCUUAGCCACAUAUUUUAAAUAAUGGCAAAAUUGUGCCUGUGAAUUUAAACAUUUUAAAUAUGUUAAUAAAUCAACCCGGGCUCAUUGUGGAAACGUAGCCCUGCGGAUGUUUCUGCGAGCCGCGAUUUACGUCCCGGGAGGUAAGUAUUCGACCGUUUUUUUUGUUUUCGCGGAUCCGCGCCGUUCUCGCGUGAAAAGCCCCCGGAUCG
Danio rerio (zebrafish) is the source of this 1121-nucleotide messenger RNA. The record is from RefSeq and is a predicted model, not a curated record. Lineage: Eukaryota; Metazoa; Chordata; Actinopteri; Cypriniformes; Danionidae.